CGGCCCUGCCUCCCUCCCCGCGGGCGGCGCCUGUCCUCGCGGCGGCUGCGGCGGAUCCCGCGAGGCGCCAUCGCGGCCCGGCAGAAUGGAAGAUCAGUUUGCCUGACAUACAAUACAUUUUUCCACCUUCACGUUACCUGAGAGGAUGUUUCUCAUGAAUACUUCUCCUUUGAUGGCCCUUCCAAGAAAAUGGGAGCCCUUUCCUCAGUCAAGGAAUUGCAGGUAUCCGGUCUGUUUCUCAGAAUCUGAAGAAGAUCUGGCUAGAACAGCUGUCAAUGCCAAAGUCCAGAUGAUCAUAAACAAUUUGCAAAGUGAAGAGGUCUCCCUGGAUGCCAGCAGCAAAUAUGGCUGCAUCGUACAGAAAAAACAGAAGGCAGCAAAGGAUAGAGGGCACAAAUUUAGGAGGAAUGACCAGCUGCUACAGGAACAUAUUAACUACACCCUUUGUAGCUAUCCAACAGACUCUGAUGGAAUGGACAUGGAAGAGGGCACAGAGUUUGGACCUCACGCCUUGAAUUCUGACAGUGAUGAUUCUGUCGAUAGAGAUAUAGAGGAAGCCAUUCAAGAGUACCUGCGAAACAAGGGCCAGAAUCUUCCCCCGCUACCAAAUAAUGCCAAGAAUUUGCCCAGUAAGGAUGAAGAUCAUCCAGCCGAACAGAAAUUUCCUUCACACGAUGCAGCUUGUCAUUUAUUCCCUGCUGGUUGUGCUCCAGUCGGUUUGGCCCAGCCGUAUGUCCUUCCUGGUCACGUUGAAGAUCAUGAUGUCUGUUGGGCUUCCUCCCCUUGUAGCGUGAGCAGCGACGACUCUUUCGAAGAGAGCAUAAAAGCCGAGAUUGAACAAUUCCUGAAGAAAAAGAAACAGCAAGCAAGAAGGAAGAUCCCGAGGAGGGAUAAGCCGUUUCACCAGAAAGAAGAGCUUCAAGAGAAGCUAGCCCUCAGUCAGAAGGGCAGCAUGAACAGAGGGAAUCAAAGUUCUUUAAAGCAAGGAGGCAAGGCCUACUUCUCAAAAUGGCAUCCUGAGCUACAAAGCAUUGGCAGGGCUAUGUGCUUGAAGUCAAAUACCAGCGAAGAGCCUGCAGCCUGCAAAAUGGAAAGGCAAACAGGCUUUUCCACUCUGACAGUUCGUGAUUCCUCCUUUCUGGAAGAAAGCAAAAAAAGUGGGAAAAGGCUGAUACUUUGCAAUGCCCGGAGAGAGGCAAGAGUCGAAUGCACAGAUUUAUCUGAUUCGAGUAGCGAUGACGGGAUCGAAGAAGCUAUUCAGCAUUAUCAGCUUGAGAAGAUGAAGAAAGCUGCGGAGUCCAAAGCAGGCUGUGUUUCUUUGCAGAAGGAAGGGUUCAGCACCAGGAAGGCAGAGAAUAUCCCUCCAAGCGUGAGAAGUGCCUUGCCAGAAAUCAGUCCGAAAGCUCAGCGUUGCAAGAGGAAGGACGCCAGCGCGAAGGUAGCAGCAAUAAACACGCCUUGUAACCAUCUGGGGAAAAGCAGGAGGUUUUCUCCUCCAGAAAACAGUUUUGCCAAAUGUGCAGUCACACUUCAGGCUUCAUGUCGAGUAGACACGGCUGCCGAAUUAAUGUGUGCAGAAGCCAUACUUGACAUCUCCAAAACUAUUUUGCCUCUUCCAACAGCAAGUGAUCAUAAACUAUUCUCAACUAGCCCUUCCUUUUCUUCGCAGAACGUGCUACCUUCCCAGUACGAAAGUGACAACAAUAUUGUGGACAGUGACGAUAGCAUUGAGCAGGAGAUAAGAGCUUUCUUGGCUGUCAAAGCAAGGACCAAGCAUUUAAUAGCAAAGUCCACUUUCCAAGUGCCUCUGUCAUUGGGGCAGUCCAGGGAACAGACUCAGAGUUCCAAGGAAACGUCCCCCAAAUGCCUAAAACUGCCACUAAAACUGAAUCACAAAAAGACGCUUAAGAGGAAACGUGAAAUAGUCCCCCAGAAUGAAGAUGCACAGUUAAUCUCAGAGGUGGACUAUGUGGAUAAGAAUCUUCCAAAAUCCUCUGUCACCCAACCGAGAAAUGAAAGAACUGGAAAGAUGGUUCUAUAUCCAAAAGGCACAGAAACUCCUGUUCAUUCUACCGGUAUGCCAUGCCCUUUGCCUAACACACCACAUAAUUCUGGAAGUCUGGUAGAAAAUAUCACACAAGGUUUGCAGAAAUACGGGGCAGAUGAUAAAAGCAGCUCAUUUGAUAGUGAUGAGGAUUUGGAUACCGCUAUCAAAGAUCUCCUGAGAUCCAAACGGAAACUAAAGAAAAAACCCAAAGACCAAAGAAUCCACUGCAAAAAGAAAGGCCCAUUUGGUGAUGCUGAAAUGCAUAUUUUUUAUAAAAAUGAGAGAGACAGCCAAUUACAAACUCCCACCUUAUUUAAAAAGUGUCUUGUAGGUUCCAGGAGAGACAUUAGAGAGGGGUGUGUAAAGAAGGGGCCUUUGAGAAAACCGAAAAGUACCAUAGAGUUUGAACCUGAAUGUAAAAAGGAAUACCAGACCAAACCAGUUUCUGGAGCGGAAAUCCAACAGGCCACAAAGACCCAUCCAUGUCUGUGGGCUGUGACAUCCUUGGUGGAUGAGAGCAGUUCUGUAGAUAGUGAUGACAGCAUUGAAGAAGAAAUCCAGAGGUUCUUGGCUGAAAAGGCGAAAGCCUCCACCAGGAUAGGGGGGUUACCAGUUGCCACUGGAGUUGCUGGGAUUUUGAGAGCGGAGAAGCCCCAGGCCACUCUGUUGAAAGCAGAGUGGCAGCUACUCAGGCAAGGAAGCCCUGCCUCAGAGAAAGAGGGUCAAAAGGUGGGCAGGUUGGACCCAACAGGCUCUGAGGUGAGCAGCCGCCAGAGAUGCUCAGGAGAGAAUGAAGAAAAUGCAUCUCACCCCAGUGAACAAGCCAGACCAUUCACGGAAGACGGGAGCAGCCAGGCUAGAGUGGAAAACCCACCCGUUGCGGACAGAAAGGAGAUGGAGCUGCCUGUAAGAAGAGCUGCAGUCCAAAGAAAGGACAUUUGGGAGGACAGGUUCCAUCAAAGGACCCUCUCCUCUGGGAAAGGCAAAGCGGAGGAGUGUUGUAAAUGGCAAAAUUAUUUUAAGGCUGCGCCCUCUUUCAAAAGGAAGCGCUUGCAGGGAUUCAAAAUGUCCAGCAAAUUUCUAGCAGGUCUCAGUGGUGGUGGGAAUAAGAGGAAAUCUGAGCUUUUAGGCAAAAGACAACAGGACACCAACCUUCCUUUGCUCAACAAGCAUGGAGGGACCUUGGCAACACAUUGGUUUGGGAAGGGGUCUCUGCCCAAAGAGAUUGUGGGCUCCAGAAGUGAGUCAGGGGUAAGAGAAGCAGACCAAGAGACCACCGUAACUACUAAAGUGGUGAACCUGGUCAAACGUGAUAGUGUGGAAAGCCACAAAGGAGAUGCCAGACAAAGCCUUCCUUUGCAAGGGCCUGGCAUAGAAGAGACCAUGAUUAGCCCAGGGACAACAUGUGUUGAAGUCCCUGUUAGGAGAGGGAGACCCCUGGAGUACAGCCCCAGUUGGGAAAAGUGUGAGGUUCCUGAAGACCCUUGUGAUUUAUCCCUCAAAGGAAAGGUGAUCGGCCAAGGUAGUACAGCAGAGGCGCAAGCCCAGAAUCUUCUAGCUGGGCCAAUGAGGGAAUAACCCACUGUCUCCGGAAAACAAUCCCAGUUCUUAACUGCUUUGUUUUACAGGGUUGGCAUUCUAAAAGGCAACUAAAUCGAAAACUUCUAACAACGCUUCUCACCCAAAACUUAAUUAUCUGUGUUGGAAGAGUUGGAAGAGAUAAUAGGUGAAGGAGGGAUCCAGGUUCUUGUUGCAUUAAGAGCUCAGAUCAACCCUUUGUAGUGAACAAAAAUAAAUAAAUACCUCUUGUCACAGAGAUUCGAACCAGGUCAGUAUGGCAAAGCAACCAAAAUGAUAUUUUAGAGAACCUGAAACUGACAGGAGAGGCAGUGACCAUAGAGGUACUAUCCACUAUACUAUCCACACUUAUAACAAAAUACAUCUCCAAUUAGACCUAUCCAGCUUUUACUUUCUCUUUUGAUAAGAGUGGUUUUUGUUUAAUACAAAAGGCAAUGCUGGAAGGAAAUCUUUACAUGACCAUUUAUACAGCAUGCUUAACUUUGGUUACUGUAGAUGUUCAUAGCAGAUCACUGUGUUUUCAGGCUAUUUUCUAGUAAGCUUUCCAGGUCUGUGGGGCUCUUCCCCCCUGCAGCCUUCCUGGCCUCAGCUUGCAAGAUUUGGAGAGCCAGGAAUAUGGGAGCCGGGUUGAAGGAAAGACAAUCAGAUGGGAUACAAAAGGAAUGCUAGAAUAGAAGCCCUCUUAUACCUUCUUAAAGCAGUUAUCAGCAGCUGAGAAAAUGUUACAAAAGAGGCAGAACUGUUAAAAGAAAUGGGCCACUUGUAAAAACACAAUUUGUAUGACUUUCAGUGAUAAAAACACAUUAAAAAAAACAAUUGUGUCUUUAGAACUGAAAGUCAUACAGAUUUUUUUUUAAAGAAUCGCAUGGAGGCCCCUAUUCUGUUCUGGAAACUUCCUUCAGUUCAAAAUACCAAGCAUCCUUGAUAAUGCCAAAGGGGGGAGGGGGUCCAAGACUGGAAACACCCUUUUUCAGAUUCUUAAAACAAAAACCUUCAUUCAGUGAUCAUUCUUAGCUUGAUCACUGAAAGGUAGCGAGCUAAAAGAGCAGCCUUAAUUCCAAACUGAAAUUGAACCUGAUCUUUUUCGAGUAGCACUGUUUCUCCCUGUCCAUGCUGCUUUUCAUAGGAUUGAAAUCCUGUGUUCUGUCCAGUUAAUCUGUUUCUUCUGGUAAAUCCUGCUGAACAUUCCUUUCACUGUCAUUCUUGGGAUGAUGGGGUGUUUGUUGGAGCCUUCUGUGUUCACUUCCUGUUGAGUUUCAAAACUUUGUAGCUUGUAAUUUCAAUGCCCUUUGAUUGAAGAUGCACUUUUUAAAUUAAGAAACCUUUGUUUUGUACAUAAGAAAUGGUGUACAUUCAUACAUUUAUAAGAUUUAAUAAACUGAGUUCAGUUCAUGGACCUUU
Molecule: messenger RNA, 5026 nt
Organism: Thamnophis elegans (Western terrestrial garter snake)
Lineage: Eukaryota; Metazoa; Chordata; Lepidosauria; Squamata; Natricidae
Gene: PPP1R26
Product: protein phosphatase 1 regulatory subunit 26
Exons: 2
Coding region: 146-3625 (1159 amino acids)
Biological process (GO): negative regulation of phosphatase activity
Molecular function (GO): protein phosphatase inhibitor activity
Source: RefSeq, a predicted model, not a curated record